AGCAUUUCUUCCUCUUUCCUGCCAAAAAUGGCGCGAAAACACAACAAGAAGCCUGCGGUUCCCGGCGUGCUAUGGCGCAUGUUCGGCGCCCGAGCGCGAACCCUCUCCAGCACCAUCAUUUCCUUGCUCCCUCCGCCGUCUCCGCCGGCGCUUUGCCACUGCCGCGGCCGCGGUUGCCUCGGCUGCGCCGUCGACGCGGAGAAGUUUCUUCUCCGCCCCGAGGAUCCCUCGGACUACCGCGAACUGCUCUCGAAAUGCUUCGUCGCCGUUCCAAGAAACGCGCCUUCGCCGCUCCCGUUCUUCUCUCCGCCCUCCUCCCGCUUGUCCCAAUAUAUGAUUGUACGGAGGACCAUUGAACCGAUGCUGCUGCUUCGAAAUGAAUCUUCCAAUGUGUUGUGUUCUGGUUAUGAUCCGAGUAAAUGUUCAAGCCCUAUUGUGGAGCUUUUAUCCUGCGCAUCUUGGUGUCUUCUGUUAAGCAGGGUUGGAGAUUAUUUUAUGUUUUACCUACUAAGGAAUACAUAUGUAUUCUUGCCAGCUCCCCAUGGAAAACACCACCAGGUGGGAGGUCCUCCAAUCAACGAUCUAUGCUUUAAAAUGCUCAAGGGCUCAUCCAAGUUUUGCUAUCAGAAUAAUGGUGAACAAAAGAGAAAAAGAGUUGAUGCUGAUGACCUACCAGUGAAGAAACAAAAGUGCCAUAAUUCUUACAGUACCAUUGGUCCUCUGGGUUUUUCAAUUAACUGUGACUUAACCAGUAAGUAUUCAAUGCAACUGAUCAGGCAUCAUGGGACCAGGAAUUAUGAUGUCAGUGUCUCUGAAGUUCCUAAGUCGACUAGAACUGGAACUGUUUUAAGGAAGUUGGAGUCAGAAGGGAAACAAGGCUCAAAUUGUAUUACACCUAGGCUUGGAAAACGUUCUAGGCCAUUUAAAUGGCAGCGGCGUAGUUGCAAAAUGCAAAAGCAAUUAAACCUUGAAGAAAAUAGUCUAAAUACACAUUGCAAUGUACUUCCUACAAAUACAGAUUGCAUGCGUGCUACUUCUCUGCCCAACACCACAAGCUUAAGCUAUCAUGCAAAGCUGCAGAUGCCGUGGCAAUGUUCUUGCUGUUUAAUCCUGCAAUCUCUUCCAGCUGUUCCUAAGAGGACUGACAUCAAAAGGCAAUCUAUUUUCUAUAACCUGGAGUCUUCUCAUGCAGUUUUUCCGAAGAAACAUAUUUUAUAUUCCUUAAAGCCAAAUUUGGCUUAUUCAAAGCAUCUCAUUGACGAUAUUUUUGGCUUCUCAAAUGCCCAGAUAAUACCUUGUUUGCACCGCAAUGGCUCAUGUCUCAUUGACUCUGGAUGCCUGUAUCACUCCCUUGUUAAGUGGUUUAAGCAUCUCAUUCGUAGGACACGCUAUUGCCAGCAUACAAAGCUCUUGAAUAAGCAUUGUGUUGUUUCAUCAUUUGAUUUGGAUAAAAAUACAAUCGGAAGUUCUAAAUACCAUGCAGAUACUGUGGAAACAAUAGAUUCACCAUCUGAGGCAUUUAAGUCAUACUGUUCAAAAAGUCAAGUUGUAUCUUUUAUAUGGGCUGUUUCUAGGAGUUUACUUCCUUCUGAAUUAUUAGGUACUCCUCCUACUUGGAGAAUAAUGAGGAGAAAUAUUUCCAAGUUCAUACACUUACGGAGAUUUGAGAAAUUCCCUUUAAAGCUAUGUAUGCACAAACUUAAAAUAUCAUCAUUUCCUUUCUUAUCAAAUAAAUAUUUCUUAAAUAGUCAAAAUGCUUCUGUUCUAAAGUAUAUAGAAGGGAAAAAUAAAUUAUUUCAUCAGGAAUUCAAGAAUUGGAAUGAUGCAGUCCAUGGUGUCAAACACAAGCUUCUGGAGAAGUGGAUCUUCUGGUAUUUCUCUUUUCUGGUUGUACCUUUGGUGCAAUCAAACUUCUAUGUUACUGAAAGUGAGCAAGGGAAACAAGAUAUUUACUAUUAUCCAAAACCAGUUUGGGAAAAGUUGGCUGCUAGCACUGUUGCUUGCUUUAAAGACUGGAGAUACAGUUGCCUGGAUGAUGUGGCUGUACGUAAUAUUCUUAGAGGUAGAAAAUUUGGGUUUUCAAAACUUAGACUUCAACCAAAAGAAAAUGGAGUAAGGAUGGUGGCCAAUCUGAAAGGUUCUUCAAAAAUGCCACUGCUUAUGUCCACUAUGGGAGUUCGAAAUUGGAAAACAAAGGGGAAGGUAAAAAACCAUUCCAAGUAUAAACAUUAUCCGUCUGUCAAUUCUGUUCUCCGUGAUGCCCAUACUAUACUAAAAGGAAUUCGGUUCAAGGAGCCCAACAAACUAGGAUCUUCAGUGUUUGACUACAAUGAUGUUUACAAAAAAUUAUGCCCAUUUUUGGUUGGCCAGAAGAAGGGAUCAGCAUCUAUGCCUAAUUUGUUCAUUGUUAAGUCUGAUGUGAUGAAAGCAUUUGAUUCUAUUAAUCAGGACAAGCUUCUUGAUAUAAUGAAAGAUUUUCUACUGAAAGAUGUGUAUUUUCUUAAGCAGUAUGAUGAAGUUGUUUGCACAAAGAAGUCUCUGUGGGUUCAAAAGCAAUUUACGAUGCUGGAUGAAACAAGAAACAAUAGCGAUACACAAUUCACUUCAUUUGCUUCCUUUCAUUCCCAUCAUGGUGUCUUUGUUAACCAGGAACGAUGGAACACCGUGAAAAAGAAAGCUCUGAAUGCAGAUCUUAUGCAGCAUGUGAAGCGCAAUGUGUUGCAGUUUAAUGGAAAAUUUUACUUGCAAGAUGUUGGUAUUCCCCAGGGAGGGGUUUUGUCAUCCUUGCUUUGCUCCAUGUAUUAUGGACAUUUGGAGAGACAUGUAAUAUUUCCGUUUCUUGAAAAGACUCUUGAAUGUGGCAGUUGCACGGAGAAUAAUGCUGGGCAAACCAAUUAUGAUGAUAAAGUCUCAUCUUACAUGCUAAUGCGAUUUAUUGAUGAUUUCCUUUUUAUAUCAACCUCAAAGAAGCAAGCAGCUAGCUUUUUCUCCAGGCUAGAAAGAGGUUUUCGUGGUUACAACUGCCACAUGAAUAAGAAAAAGUUUGGUGCAAACUUUGAUGUAGAACAUAUAUCAGACUGCCCAUUGAACAGGGUUUAUGUGGGGGAAGAUGGUGCUACUUCAUUUCUUCAAUGGAGUGGUCUUCUUAUCAAUUGUUCCACUAUGGAAAUUCAGGCUGACUACACUAAGUACUUGGGUAGCCAUUUAAGCUCGACGCUUACUGUUCGCUGGCAAGGUAAACCAGGCAUUAAUCUCAAGGGGAAGCUGCGUCUCUUUCUAAGACCUAAAUGCCACCCUAUAUUCUUUGAUUCAAAUAUCAAUUCAGCAGCUGUUGUGAGAUUAAAUAUUUAUCAAAUAUUUUUGUUAUGUGCAAUGAAGUUCCAUUGUUAUAUCCGGGAUUUAUCUUUCAUAUGCAAACUCCACAAAAGAUAUUGUUCUAACAUCAUACAAAUUUCUUUGAGAUACAUGUACCAGCUGAUAAAGAAACAAAUGCACUCCAUAAGUCUUAAUUCAGAAAUUCAGCCGAUUCUUGUAUUGGAGAAGGAAGAAGUGGAAUGGCUUGGACUUCAUGCUUUUGUACAAGUACUAAAGAGAAAGCAAUCACGACAUAAGGAGUUGCUGGCAAUUUUGAGGUCAAGGUUGUCAUCACAUAGAAUGUCUGAGAGGGUGUCACUUGAACUGAAAUAUGCAAUUAAUACCAAAAAUUCCUCUUUGCUAUGGGACAUCAAGUAUUAACUCUUAAAGGUGAGAGACAUCCUACGAACCGAUGGCGUGAUGAGUUGCAUUGAAAUGCUUAUUUCUUUUAGUUGUUUUCUGAUUCAACAACAAUGUGAUACUGAGUGGUAAAAUUGGUUAUUAUAUUUGGCAUAAUAUAUUUUGUUUAUUUUUGUCUCCUGGCUUUGAAUUCGGGAGAAGAGUCCAUGUCAUGUCUAGUUCAACAAUACAAGUUUUUUGAUGAGUGAUAAGUAUUUCUUUCUUAUGCAAGUCAUUUGAUAUCAA
Messenger RNA from Glycine soja, 3999 nucleotides. RefSeq names its product telomerase reverse transcriptase-like. Gene Ontology annotation, molecular function: telomerase RNA binding; telomeric repeat DNA binding. The record is from RefSeq and is a predicted model, not a curated record. The transcript has 12 exons. Lineage: Eukaryota; Viridiplantae; Streptophyta; Magnoliopsida; Fabales; Fabaceae. Gene Ontology annotation, cellular component: telomerase catalytic core complex. Bases 28 to 3735 code for a protein of 1235 amino acids. Gene Ontology annotation, biological process: telomere maintenance via telomerase.